GAAAAGCUUUCCUUUCAUUCAAUUUUGUAAUUUGUUCCUUGUUAUGCGGCAAAAUGGAAAAUAAACUGUUGUGAAUAAAAAAAAAGUAAAUAAAAGAAACGUAAUAAUUACUAAAUAAAUAUGAAUCAAACCCCUAAAGUGAACGAAACGAUAAUAAAAAUGGUUAAUAAUUUAAAAACAACCGGCACUUUUAACCAGAAAACCGACGACUACAAAACGCCUCUGAAAAGGGCAAUAAGUGAGGAGAACACCUCGGAAAGCAGUUUCGAGGCAGAAACCCCAUUAAAACGAAUAAAAAGAGAAAAUAUCCUGGACGUUAGCUAUGUGGGUUCACCCAGGGAAGUGCGACGCCUUAGAUUUGAACUCAUUGAAGCCAGAAACACCAUUCUCAAUCUGGAAAACAGAAUCCAGCAUAUGCACAACGUCCGAAAAGAAAUGCAAGUUAUGUUUGAUAGUGAGACUGACUUACUCAAAAAACAGCAUGAACAUGACAGGAAAUCCAUAGAGGAUCUUGAGGAACAACUUCAGAGUAUUAGAAAGAGGGAGCAGAGCCUUAAGUUAGAGUUAUCACAGGUAAAGAGGGACUACCACAGCUUGAAGCAUACAACUGAGGAGAAGACUUCUGAGCUUAUAAGAGAGGUCCAAAACUUGAAAGAUCAGUCUGCCACCUCAUUGUUAGAGGAUAGUGUUGAGUCUGCCAAAAUUAAAAGAAGAAUUUUGGAAUUAGAGACUAUAUUGCAGGCGGCACAAGAAGAUGCUGACGCACAAAAGAAACUAGCCGAAGUGUUAGCAAAGCAACUUGAGCAAAAAAAUGAGCUACUCAAAGACCUAGAAAUGAAGGAAGUAGCUUUGGUGAAGGCCAAAAAUCGACUUGCAGUAUUGGAAAGUGCUAAAGAAGAUUAUUUGGAGUUUCAACAGCAAGCAAAGUCCCAAACCCAAAAACUGGCCAACUACAUUGAAUUAGAGAAGGAAAAUGAGCAGCUCAAAGAAGACUUUGCACGCCUAAAAGCCAACUUAAAGAACAAAAUAGUGCUUGAAGAGGAGGUGUAUGACCUACGAAACAGACUUGGAAAACAUAAGGAGUUGGAAAAGAAAGUUGCUGAACUACAGGCCCAAUGUGACCAAUCGGAAAUGAGCCUCAGCGAAUGGAAAGCUCUCGCGAGAGGUUUCUGUGAGACAACGUCAUCAGACGCCGCCCUUCCGCAGUUAUUGCGUUCGGCUAUUGAAAGACUUCAGCAGCAAGAGUUGUCCUUAACAAGCGAAAAAGUCAGCUUCGAAAGUCGUUUGAAAACUGUUGAAUAUGAGGCAAAAGUAGCCAAAACCGAAGCAGAAAAGUCGCAAAAACUGCUUAAAGAGUUAAAACUUAACGGCGAACAAAAAUCCACCCUAAUCCACCGUAUGCAGAAGAAACUUUUACUGCUCAGUCGCGAGAGAGACAGUUACAGGCUCCAAUUGGAUUCGUACGAACGGGAUUUGACCAUGGUGGCCAAUACCACCACCUCCGAAUCCAAUAUUAUGUCCAGUCAAAAAGAACGUAUUGAAAACUUGGAAAAAGUCGUCGAGGGUUAUAGGGAUAUGGUGGCCAAACUGGAAAAUGAUUUGCAAGAGGCUCAACCCCAUUUACAUGCCGAAGUGGUGCCUAUAAGACAAGAACAAAUCACGAGAUUGCAAGAUGAAAUUGCAAAGAUGCGCGGGGAGAAUGAGCAACUGCGAGAGCAACGAGACAGGCUUGAAAUUCAGCUCGAGGCGUUGUCUGAAGGUCAAGAUACACUACAUGGAGGCAAAGUAUUUCACAAUUUGGCAAAUCCUCUGGCAGAUUGUCUAGCCCAGAGGCAACAGAAACUGGAGCAAAUGCAAGAGGAGAACAUUAAGUUAAAGAACAAACUGAAAAAGAUGGAAGAAGGUAUUGAAACUAGUAAAAUUGGUGAUUUAUCAAUUUGCCCCAAAGAAGUGCAAUCUUUAAAAGAGCAAAUUAAAAACAACGAAAAACAGACCCAAAGGUUAAAAGAUUACUUUAAGUCUUCGAUGCAGGAUUUCCGUAAUGUUGUUUACAUGCUGUUCGGAUACAAAAUCGACCGGCCGUCCAACUCGAGCAUUUACAAGUUAAGAAAUAUGUACGCCGAGAAUCAGGAUGACAUUUUAUGUUUCGAGAUUAAUCAGGAGGGCGAUUUGAAUUUACUAGAAAACGAUUUUGUGGCCAAAUUGGGUCCGAUGAUCGAGCUACAUUUGAAUAAUCAGAAAUCGAUUCCGGUGUUUCUAAGUGCGAUCACACUUGAUUUAUUUAAUCAGAAAACGAUGACGAAAAAUUUUUAAUAGUAUAUCUCUUAUAAAAUAAGUUAGGGCUUACUGUAUAAUAUAUAGAGUUUUGAAUCA
Molecule: messenger RNA, 2373 nt
Organism: Anthonomus grandis grandis
Lineage: Eukaryota; Metazoa; Arthropoda; Insecta; Coleoptera; Curculionidae
Gene: Mad1
Product: mitotic spindle assembly checkpoint protein MAD1
Exons: 8
Coding region: 121-2313 (730 amino acids)
Biological process (GO): mitotic spindle assembly checkpoint signaling; attachment of mitotic spindle microtubules to kinetochore
Cellular component (GO): nuclear envelope; mitotic spindle; kinetochore
Source: RefSeq, a predicted model, not a curated record